AUGCGACAGGCAAGUUUAUUAUCUCUUUCAGAUGAACUUAAUCAAGCAGAAAAUAAUACUAAAGGCAUUCGAAGAAAUGUUAGUAACCCAAUAAGUCAUAGUGAACGUACAUUACAAAAUCCAUUUACAGAAAUAUUAUAUGGAGGUACACGUUCAAAUGAUUCUCGAUUAUGUUUAACUGUUCUUAUUGCGCCAUCUCGACUACAUGAUAUAGCUAGUGGUAGUGCAAAUAAUGAUUAUGAUCAUUUAUUAAAUAGUGAUUAA
Rotaria sp. Silwood2 is the source of this 264-nucleotide messenger RNA. The record is from the annotation of a GenBank genome assembly. NCBI's taxonomy places the organism in Eukaryota, Metazoa, Rotifera, Eurotatoria, Philodinida, Philodinidae.